Doryrhamphus excisus (bluestripe pipefish) is the source of this 2834-nucleotide messenger RNA. RefSeq names its product CFAP20 domain containing (gene cfap20dc). Lineage: Eukaryota; Metazoa; Chordata; Actinopteri; Syngnathiformes; Syngnathidae. The record is from RefSeq and is a predicted model, not a curated record.
CCGAGAUUGGCAGCAUUUGUAACCAUGGAGACGAAUGCUGCGUUUAGCUAAUUUGACACCUGUUUGUUACGUCGUUACUCCCCAAAGUCCUCUAAAGUGAAAUGUGGCUUUAAAAUUCCGUUACUAAGUACUUUCUGGCACUCCGCCGUAUCGUCAGGUGGUGGGUAUGUUUAAGCACAAUUAUCAAGGUGGAGCUGUGGUGGAGGUCUUCAGUGGACAAGGCAAAGAUCCUGUAGCCAAGUGGAAACUUUGUGGGGGACAGUCAGCCAUACGGAAAGAGUAUGACAAAGAAGUUAAAGGAUUUGUUUACCGCCUGGAUGGCAGCAGCAAGACGGUGAAGAUGCAAAUGCCAGAGAAUGGGAAAAUGUCCCUUGGGCUUCUGCAAAGAUUCUUGGCCAUUCAAGUGAUUAUUCCCCCUGAUAAGGAUUUCUCUGUGGAGCUUGUAAUAACAGAUGUCGGCCACCUGAAAAGACGGCUCUACUUAUCAACCGUGCAUAAAGACUUGUCUGCCACACUCUGGCAUGCAAAAAUACCUCUGGCAGGAGUGAAACGCAAUAUUUGGACUACUUUGUUUGUCGACCUCGUGUCAUUCACCGGAGAGUUGUUCAAGGCUGCAGCCUUUUUGAGUCUGGACGGCAUCACUUUGUUUGCCUCCUGUAGAGUGCGGAGGAUCUUCACUGUGAAAACUCAGCCGAGUGGCCUGUCAAGUGAAGAUUUGUUUCUCGGUGGAACUGGAUAUGUUGCGGAUCAGAUACCUCGCAGCUGCCAGUUUCCCGCAACCGUGCGCCACGAGUGUCAGGUUUUGAACAUGGCCGCCUUGCAGGCAACACACCCCAACAGCGGUAACGUGACCGGCCAUGCAGGACCUGACCAGCAUCCUGCUGCCAGAUCAGCCAGUUCUCAGAGAAGCAAGCCCCAGGCGGCUCCACACACCGCCCCAGGCUCGAGAGCCACAGCACCAGCAGCGCACGCAGGAAGAAAAGGCGGCUCGGCCACAAAUGGCUUGGAAAAAGGAGAACCCUGUAACAGAAAAACAGGGUUCAAUCUGACACGCCAGCGAUUUACCACAGACAUUGGAGACGGAGACGGAACAUCUUCCAGCAUGCAGCCACAUCCUCCGAGAGGCAAAGCGUGCAACAAGCAAACAUCAGAGAGAAGGAAGCUCAGAAUUCUCAGCGCUGGACCAGAGAGGCUCGAAGCGCCGUCGGAUCCUGCUCAUGUCGGCCGCAGCGGGGGAGACGAGACCAGAGAGAAACCAAGCCCUCUAUCAAGCGGGCCGGAGAGCAGGCAAAAACCUUUGACACCAAAAGGAAUGACUGAAGUCCAAAGUGCAGACGAGUGUGGUUUAAAUUCACCAAAGAACAGCUCCACGUCGCCUCCACCCACACCGGCAGAGUCUCCCCGCGGCUCGACUCGGUUUGCUUCGUCCCCUGACCCGCAGGCCUGGAGCUGCUGGGAGAGUAAUGAUGGGGAGCCCGAGCUGCGUCUGGCUCUGCGGGAGGAGGUGUUCACUUUCUCAUCCCCGCCUCACUCACCCAAACGAGGGCAAGGCCAGGGUGAGCAGAAGAUGGAGAAGCGAGGCGAUGGAGUUCAGAGCCUGAGUGAGAGGCGCUAUGAGGCACAGCCCCAAGAUGAUUUCAUUGGCAGUGAAAGUGAUGAGGAGAAGAGCUACACUCCAUCCCUGCAGCCGACAUUCAUGCCAGACUCCAGCCUUGACAUUUGUCAACCUCUUUCAAGCACAAAUUUGGACACACGACUUGAGAGUCAAACCACUGAGCAAACAUCACUAGAAGAGCUUUGCCCAACUGCCACUGAUAUGCACCUGCACUCUCCAUCCUGCGUGCCAGCUGAGGAUGAGAGGAUGGAUCCCAAAUGCUGUCACUCACUCUGGGGAACAAGACAGGACCAGAGGUGUGGGCCAGGUGCACCAGAAGGAGUCGACCAUGCUGUGGACAGGAACAACAGCACGUCACUGUCAAGGGACUGUCUUCAAGAGCUCUCACUGGAGGACCCCUUCAAGGAAGAAGACGAGACCAUCCAGCCUGGUGAUUCUGGUGAUUGGCACUUAAAGCCAGCCAGCGGGCUACAAUCGCACGGAGGGGAUGAUGACGAGCUCCAGAUGCUUGCAAGUCUAAAAAGGGAGCAGGAGGAAGAUGAAUACAGAGCCUCGGGCCUCAGCGCGUCUCAGAUGCACGGCUGCAACGUCAGCAUGAGCCUCAGCAGUGAGGACAACUCUACCUGGACGCACAUCACCACGCCAGCUAAUCAGGGGCAACACUACCAGAAGGAAAUGAACCCACUGCGGUGCUCCAACCCCAGGGAGUGGAUGGAUGUGCUCAGCCCCCCAAUUAUGCCUCCGAGCCUGCAGAGAAGGUCAGGCAACACAGGUAGCCAUGGUGAGGAUCUAAUCAGAGGCGGGGACGAGUCGGAGAAUGAAGAGGAGAUGGAGGACGAGUAUCUAAAUCUGCUCUAUGACCCUUGCCUCAACUGCUAUUUUGAUCCAGAGACGGGGAAGUACUACGAACUAGCUUGACUCAAAGCGUGCGAGAAUCGGAAUCAAUAAAUCAGACGACAUUGACGGCAGAUGAAUGGCUGCAGCGUUUUAUUAUUGAUCAGCAUGAAUAUACCCUGCUGGCAAAAGAAGCUUUUGGUGUUGGGGCAGAAAGGGGGGGGGGCUCACUAACUAUAAUGCGUCACCACUUGUCUUGUUAGCAUGUGAAGGGAGUGGAAGUCAAUAGAUACAGCUUGCUGUGAAUGACUUGCAGUUCAUUUAUUAGCACAUCUGCUUGUAAAAUCUCUUUUAGGGGAAACCUUGGCGAGAAAAUAAAUGCUAA